Etheostoma spectabile (orangethroat darter) is the source of this 1127-nucleotide messenger RNA. It is a transcript of the gene hoxa9b, whose product is annotated as homeobox A9b. The record is from RefSeq and is a predicted model, not a curated record. NCBI's taxonomy places the organism in Eukaryota, Metazoa, Chordata, Actinopteri, Perciformes, Percidae. Gene Ontology annotation, cellular component: nucleus. Gene Ontology annotation, molecular function: DNA-binding transcription factor activity, RNA polymerase II-specific; RNA polymerase II cis-regulatory region sequence-specific DNA binding. Gene Ontology annotation, biological process: anterior/posterior pattern specification; regulation of transcription by RNA polymerase II; embryonic skeletal system morphogenesis.
CCGAUUACACCAUCAUAAGAUCUCUUGACAAAAAUCAUAACGUUUAUUGCUUAUUAAACGAAAUGUUUCCCAAUAAAGGCGCGGAGACUUGCUAUAAAAAUAUGGUGGGGAAAAUGGUGGCCAUUUAGUUGAGCAGCAGGCUGAUUUAUUAUUUAUUGUUCUGUCCCACGGUCACGUGUUUGGGGCGCCCUAUCCAAAGGUUCAACUUACUGGACGCAUUGAGCUCCUUGCUGGUGCAGGAAAGCAUCACAUUAUCUGCCAUGAAUCUGUUUUUUCUAAACAUUGCAAGACUGUAACGCGUUAUAUAGCCUACAUUUUUUUUGCUUUUGCAUUUUUUGCAAUGUCGGCGUUGGGAACAAGUUAUUAUGUUGAGUCGUCUGUUCUUCCCGAGCAGGAAGAUAUGGCACCGAGGUACUCGUCAGCUGCAGGGGUGGAGCAGGCGAUGCUCACCGAAUAUGGCGGACAGGAAUCUUGCACUUUGCAGGCAAAAUCUUCUAUUUUUGGUGGAUCUUGGAGUCCCAUCUCGUCCCACCCUCCGAACACUGCCACUCCGACCUAUAUUCAUCACCAUUAUACGAGCGGGGACAGCGAUGGCAUGUUUACGCGCUCCUGGGCGUUGGAUCCGGUCUCUGCGUCCCUGUGUUUGACGGGCUUACCAUCGACAGCCAUGCAUUAUGAGAUAAAACCCGAGCCUCUGAUUGGGAGUGCUGAAUGUACAACUUUGGAAACGCACACACCUCUUUUGUCUGACAUUGAAAAUGGAGCAUCCCUUGCGGAUAUUUCCUGCGAAACCACAUCCACGUCUAAAGCCACUGAAGAGAGUCCGUCAUCAGAGGACAAGAGGAAGAUAGAUGCAAAUAACCCAUCAUCCAACUGGCUUCACGCAAAGCCCACCCGAAAAAAACGUUGUCCAUAUACAAAGCAUCAAAUCCUCGAACUGGAAAAGGAGUUUCUGUUUAACAUGUACCUUCCCCGGGAUCGUAGAUACGAAGUAGCAAGAGUCCUGAGUUUGACCGAGAGACAGGUGAAAAUCUGGUUUCAGAACCGCAGGAUGAAGAUGAAGAAAGAAAACAAAGACCGGCGGAGAGACAGUUAACUUCUUUUGGACUGAUGGUGAAUUGGGGGGG